UGUGUCAAAUGUCAAUAUCAAAAAGUUUUUUUCAAAUAAAAUUGUUUGUUGACUUUAUUGAUUUCGUGCUUUCUUCAAAAUACGAAAUUCCUUGGAAACAGUGAUACACACAAUAGUAUUCAUAUCAAAAAAUUAAGUUCAAGAGUCUAGUUAGCAAUGGCAACUGCUGUGGCUGUAACGGCCGCAAAGAAGAAUGUAGGCGCUUCUAAUGCACCCGCAACUGGAGUCCGGAAGAAAUCCGGACCCAAGUUUGAACUAUCAGAAGAACAACGCAGAGAUAUAAAAGAGGCAUUUGAUUUAUUUGAUACAGAAAAUACUGGGAAAAUUGAUACGAAAGAGCUAAAAGUUGCUAUUCGAGCUUUGGGUUUUGAGCCUAAGAAGGAAGAAAUUAAGAAAAUGAUCUCUGAAAUUGACAGGGGUGAUGGCAAAGUUUCUUUUGAAGACUUCCUUGAUCUGAUGACUGUCAAAAUGGCUGAUAAAGACACCAAGGAAGAGAUUAUGAAAGCAUUCAAAUUAUUUGAUGAUGAUGAGACAGGUAAAAUAUCCUUUAAGAAUCUAAAGCGGGUAGCCAAAGAAUUGGGAGAGAACUUGACAGAUGAAGAGUUGCAUGAGAUGAUAGAUGAAGCAGACAGGGAUGGAGAUGGAGAAAUAAACCAGGAAGAGUUCCUCAGAAUAAUGAAGAAAACAAGCUUGUAUUAGAUGGUACUGAAAAUCUUAAUGUGUGUGAAAUGUGUCAAUAACGAAUUUUGGAAACUGGUAGCAAAUGUUCUUAAAAUACCUAAUACUUGCCACUUGAGUAGAAGUACUUUCACUUUAAGGCAGUUUUAUUUUGCAAUCUAGUUAAUGGAUAUUCCAUCCUAAGAAAAAUAAAUGCAGCAUUCCAAAAUUCAAUGCAAUCUUGGCAGUAUAAGCAUGGCAUAUUAUUUGCAUAGAAACUAUUGAAACAAGAUAAAGUUCUUUUUACUUGCACUACUCAAUAGUUGAUUUUAGCCAACUGCAGUGAACACCAUAAUGGCACAAAGUUAUACUUAUUAAAUUUAUGAAGAAGGUACAAAAGUGAUGAUUUUAGUAAUUCAAAUACAUAUCUGAUCUAUAAUUAUAUUUAAAUUGACCACUAUCAUGAGCUAUAAAAUGAACUAUUUUAACACGCCUAAUACCCUAACUCAUAAUAUUAUGUUAUCAUGACUGACAACCACUGAAACUAAAACCAGUUAGAUAAAAGUUAUAAAUGUCCUAUGAUAGAUAAAGGUUCAAAAAGUCAAGCUGAUAAUAUUAUUUAAUUUAAAAGAUAGGAUCUGAUUACAUUUACAUUUGUUAGUACAUAAUAUUAUUUACCUAUGCCUUAUUUGAGCUUGAAAUAGAGCCAACCAAUAAUUGAUUUCUUCACAUGAUUAUGGUCGAUCUUUUUAAUAAUGUUACCUAAUUUCAAUCAAUUUCAUGUGUAGUUAAUCAACCCAUUUGCUCUCUAAAAUUUUAGCCCACAUCAGUAUUUUUUAUUAGUCAUACUUAAUUAUUUAAUAUUAAAAUUUAUUUUAAUAAUUUUAAGCACCAUGUGCAUUUACCAAAGAAGUUACUCCAUAAACAGAAUUUAUUCUCAGCAACAAUCACCUCUACUGAAAAUUAUAUGUGUAUGUUUGAUAAUCUUGUUGUAAAAUCUAUUUUCUUGAGAUAGAUAUAUUAUUAUAACUAUAACUGUAUUAUAAAUAAAUAAUUUUGCACAUGGCA
This is a messenger RNA of Plutella xylostella (diamondback moth), 1725 nucleotides long. RefSeq lists its product as uncharacterized. The record is from RefSeq and is a predicted model, not a curated record. Gene Ontology annotation, cellular component: myosin II complex. Gene Ontology annotation, molecular function: calcium ion binding. NCBI's taxonomy places the organism in Eukaryota, Metazoa, Arthropoda, Insecta, Lepidoptera, Plutellidae.